Lathyrus oleraceus (garden pea) is the source of this 2248-nucleotide messenger RNA. RefSeq names its product serine/threonine-protein kinase BSK3. The transcript has 11 exons. Bases 421 to 1893 code for a protein of 490 amino acids. Gene Ontology annotation, molecular function: ATP binding; protein binding; protein kinase activity. The record is from RefSeq and is a predicted model, not a curated record. Gene Ontology annotation, biological process: brassinosteroid mediated signaling pathway; protein phosphorylation. Lineage: Eukaryota; Viridiplantae; Streptophyta; Magnoliopsida; Fabales; Fabaceae.
UGCUCUAUCAUUCAUCACCCUUUUCACAUUCUUCUUCUUCUCCUCACACAGAUCUUCAUCUCACCUUUCACUUUCUCUCUCUCAAUUCACUCUCUGAGGUGAAACUGUUUCUGGGUUUUGCUUGGAUCCUUCAAAAGACUCAAACUUUUCAUUCUGCUGUUCAAAAUGUGGAUCUUGUAAAAGCUUAUUGAUUUCAUCAAGAAGAAAUUAUAUAAAAAAAUCAUUUUUUUUCAGCUUCUGGUUGUUUCACUUUUUCCUCUCUCAUUGGAGAAGCUUAAAGAUAGUAAAGCUUUGGUAUCGGGUUAUUUGAGCCGGUUAUGAAGGUGUCUUUCGUGAGUUCAUAAGUUUGAUAGAGUCGCGUCUUUGAAAGUGGAAGAGGUUUUAACGUUACAUUCGCGCGUUUGAUUUUAGUACCUAGAAAUGGGGAUUCAAUGCUCGAGAUUUUUUCCGUGUUGUGUGAAUUCGCAAGUUAAAGCAUCUGUUCUUGAAACUCCGGAUGCUGAAAAUGAUGAUAGUGAGGUUAGUAACUGGCCUAUAUUCCGUGAAUUUACACUUGAGCAACUUAAGAAUGCGACGUCUGGUUUUGCUGUCGAGAAUAUUGUGUCCGAGCAUGGAGAGAAGGCUCCAAAUGUUGUCUAUAAAGGGAAGCUGGAGAAUCAAAUGAGAAUUGCUGUUAAACGGUUUAAUAGAAGUGCUUGGCCUGAUACUCGACAGUUUGUGGAGGAAGCAAGAGCAGUUGGUCAGCUUCGUAACCAAAGAUUGGCAAACUUGCUUGGAUGUUGUUGUGAAGGAGAUGAUAGGUUGCUUGUCGCCGAAUAUAUGCCAAAUGAAACACUUGCAAAACACCUUUUCCAUUGGGAAUCACAACCUAUGAAAUGGGCAAUGCGACUAAGGGUUGUUCUACAUCUUGCACAAGCUCUAGAGUACUGCACAAGUAAAGGACGUGCUCUCUAUCACGACCUCAACGCAUAUAGAGUUCUCUUUGACGAGGACGGUAAUCCUAGGCUAUCUACUUUUGGACUUAUGAAAAAUAGCAGGGACGGGAAAAGUUAUAGCACCAAUUUGGCAUUUACUCCUCCAGAGUAUCUCAGAACUGGGAGAGUAACACCAGAAAGCGUAAUAUAUAGCUUUGGCACUCUUUUGCUUGACCUUCUUAGCGGAAAGCAUAUCCCGCCGAGUCAUGCUCUUGAUUUGAUCCGGGACAGAAAUCUUCAGAUGCUGACAGAUUCUUGUCUGGAAGGACAAUUUUCUGAUAACGAUGGAACUGAGCUUGUACGCUUGGCAUCUCGAUGUUUGCAAUAUGAACCUAGAGAAAGGCCUAAUCCAAAAUCAUUGGUGUCUGCUUUGGCUUCUCUUCAGAAAGAAACCGAGGUUCCUUCACAUGUGUUGAUGGGUAUACCACAUAGCACAAGUUUUGCUUCAUUAUCUCCACUUGGCGAGGCUUGUUCGAGAAAGGACUUGACCGCCAUACACGAAGUUCUGGAUAAUCUUGGUUAUAAAGAUGAUGAAGGAGUGGCGAAUGAGUUAUCAUUCCAGAUGUGGACUGAUCAAAUGCAGGACACAUUGAAUUGCAAGAAAAAGGGCGAUGCCGCUUUCCGACAGAAAGAAUUCAGAGAAGCGAUCGAGUGCUACACACAGUUCAUCGAUGCUGGAACAAUGGUUUCUCCAACAGUCUAUGCACGACGUAGUUUGUGUUAUCUCAUAAGCGACAUGGCUCAGGAAGCGCUGAACGACGCAAUGCAAGCGCAGGUUGUUUCACCAAUAUGGCACAUUGCAUCUUAUCUUCAAUCAGUUUCACUUGCAACAGUUGGAAUGGAGAAUGAAGCACAAGCAGCACUUAAAGAAGGAACAACACUUGAGUCGAAGCGGAAUGCAACUCCGAAACAAAAGUGAAGACUUUGUACAGAGACAAAUACUUGAUGAUUGUGUCUUGCAUGAUGAUGAUUAAAACAACAAUAUUUGAUUAUAAAUUUCAUCUAUAAUAGAUUCACCUCCUCAAAGAAAUUGCAUGUUUUUUUCUUUAAAGACUUUUCUCAAGAAACAUUGAUUGGAUGAAUGUUGUUGGCAACACCCCCUCCCCCUUUUUGUUGGGUCGGCUAGGAUGUUUGUUUUAGUUUUAUGAUGAUUUGAUUUGGUUGAUUGAUUGAGCAUGAAUGAAAAUAUCAAAUUUUUGUUUUAAAUUUAUGAAACUCUAAAAUGUGAAGAGUGGAUGUAUUUUGUGUUGGAAUGUCAAGGAAGAGUUGAUUUU